UGUAUUGAUUUAUGUUCAUUAGAGGAGUGGCUUUGUGCUUGUGGAGGAAGCAGGGCUGCAGUAGGUAGAGCUGAGUGGUGUUGUGUUGCAGGCCGGCGGUAUGGUGGCGGCUGCCGUGGCGGUGGUGAUGUGCUGCGUGUGCGGCCGGGCGUUCCGGGGCCGCAACCGCCACCAGAACUUGAGCACGCACAUUCGCAUCCACACGGGCGAGACCCCCUUUCCCUGCCCGCACUGCCCGUACCGCGCCAAGCGCAAGGCGCAUCUGCAGAUGCACCUCGAGCGCAUCCAUUCCCCCCGGGCGGCGGCCUCCUCCUGGCGCGACGGCCCCCCCUCGGCCCGCCCCCCGCAGCCGCCCGGGCCGCCCUCGCUGCCGCCGCCGCCGCGCGCCGCCACGCCCCCCCUGCAGCCCGGCCUCCCCCCGGCGCCCCGGCUCGCGCACUCGGCCUCGCCGCAGCAGCCCUGAGCCAAGCAGCCUGCGCCCUUGCAAAGAGCGUCUUUGAGAGCAUUGCAGUGACUAGCCCUAGAAGAGUAUAAUGUUAAGAGCCAUGUUUGUAGCUGACAAGUAGUCUUACAAGGGACUCACCUAGUAUUGGCUUACAUCCUAAAAUUCCUUUUUGAAUCAUCCUUUUAAGUAUGCAAAGUAUUUUGUUGAUCUCUAGCCUUGGAUUUAAUGAUGUUAAGCAAGUGUGCAGUGUAGGAGGGUGACCGAGGCAGGUGAUGCCCGGCGCGUGCC
Penaeus indicus is the source of this 733-nucleotide messenger RNA. Its product is annotated as basic proline-rich protein-like. The record is from RefSeq and is a predicted model, not a curated record. The annotation marks the transcript as partial. Lineage: Eukaryota; Metazoa; Arthropoda; Malacostraca; Decapoda; Penaeidae. The transcript has a single exon.